Molecule: messenger RNA, 2379 nt
Organism: Diaporthe citri
Lineage: Eukaryota; Fungi; Ascomycota; Sordariomycetes; Diaporthales; Diaporthaceae
Exons: 4
Coding region: 1-2379 (792 amino acids)
Biological process (GO): regulation of DNA-templated transcription
Molecular function (GO): zinc ion binding; DNA-binding transcription factor activity, RNA polymerase II-specific
Source: RefSeq, a predicted model, not a curated record
AUGGCAAACUCAUCCCCGUCCCCGUCUUUAUCCCCACAACGGCCGACCACCUCCGAAGCCAGGCCGGCGCUACAACCACAACAGCAACAGCAACAGCAACAGCAACAGCAACACCAACACCAUCAUCACCCCCAUCAGCAGCAGCAACAUGAUCAUCAGAACCAGGCUCAGGGCCAGCAGAACCAACAGCAGCAGCAGCAGCAGCAGCAGCAGCAGCAGCAGCAGCAGCAGCAGCAGCAGACUGUCAAGAAGGCCUGUGACAACUGCCGCCUGCGGAAGACAAAGUGUGACCUGACCAACCCGUGCACCAACUGUGCCUCGCGUGGCUUCGAAUGCACAUAUGCCACCCCCCAUCGCAAGAGGGGCCCUGCUGGACGCCGUCUCAAUGAGAUCCGGGAGCGCGAGCAGAAGCGAAUCCGAAACGCCGAGUCAACCUCCGUGGCCUCGUCCUUCUCGCCCUCGGCCCCUGUCCUGUCCGUCUCCAACCAUGAAGCGAACGAUGCAAGUCCCGGAAACACCCGUGGCAUGCCCCAGCAGAACCUCCAGCAGCAGCAGCAGCAGCAGCAGCAGCAAGACCAGUUCAUGUUUGGCGCUGAUUCCUCGGGCCUGCCAGGUGCUGCCGACCAGGUCUCAGGGCUGACCCCGUCAUGGGACGGCAUGCUUGCCUCGUUUGGGCCCGCCUCGGCCUCGCUCGCCGGCCCGGCCCCCUCUGACUCCCCGGACGGCCGCGCCGGGAGCGCCGCCUCCAACACGUUUGACGACCUCGUCUUCUCGCUGCGCCAGUCCCAGUACAACAACCACUCCCUUAGCAACGUCGCCGGACACCCCCCGAUCCCCCACGCAUCGCCGGCCAGCAGCAGCAAUGUCCUCUCGGUGCCCUCCAGCGGCUGGCCGGCCGUCAUCACCGACGAGAACCUCAUCCGCUGGCUCGACAUCUACUUUGAGCGCCUCUACCCGACCCUGCCCAUCCUCAAGCGCUCCUCCGUCUUUGCCCGCCUCCUCGCCCAGGAGCACCGCACCAACCCGGACUUUGGCGCCAUGCUCCUCUCCCUCUCCGCCUUUGGCCUCAUCCAGCCCGUCCGCGUCAGCGAGCAGCGCUCCGCCUCGUCCUCGUCGCGCCAGCAGAUGGUCGACCUCCUGCUCAUGGAGGCCGUGCGCAUGCGCACCGUCGUCGACUUUGGCCAGUCCCCGACCAUGGACAUGAUCUUCACCUCCGUCUUCCUGUUUGCCUGCCUCUUCCAGAAGGGCCAGCACAACGCCGCCUGGCUGAGGAUGAGGGAGGCUGUCGAGCUGGGCUGCAUCUUCGGCCUGGACAAGUUCGACUGCUACCUGAACUGCUCGCCCGAGCAGAAGCAGCAGCGGCUACGGGUUUACUACCUGCUGUCCGUGACAGAAAGAGCAUACGGGCUGCAGCGCCACCACUCUGUCGGCUUCGUGGGCGAGCCCAGCGCCUCGACGCAGUCCCUGCUCGAGUCCAUCUCGGGCGUGGCCGACAGCGCUGAUUCCUCCGGCAUCGUCAUCCAGGACGACGCCGAGGCAGCUGGCAUGCUGGGGCUUCUACUCCUCAUGAGGCUCUUCGACCCGAUAAACGAGGACUUCCUACGCUGCUGGAACGGUCACUGCAAGAGUGACAUGGGCGGCUGCCGCUUCCUCAACGAGCGGACCGCCGUCAUGAUAUACGACCAGAUCGACCGUCACGACCUUGAAGGGAAGAGCUCGUCGACAGCCGCGGCGGCGGCAGCAGCAGCAGCAGCAGCAUCAGCAGCAGCAUCAGCAUCAGCCAUGAAGGUACCGCAGUCGGUGGCAGCGUCCUCCGCAGCGAGCCACGCGCAGAUGGCGGCGGCUGAGCGGCCACCGCCGCCCGUCCCGUCAUGGCUCUCCGCGGCAGCUGCGACCUCAUCCCAGCAGGCUGACAUCCUGGUGAACCAGCAGUGGCUGCUGAACCGCCUCUGGCACUUGUGUCUUUCACAUAAACUCCUCGUGCCCCAGUCAGGGCACGCGGCACUCUCCAUCUACAACGCCGUGUCGAUAGCCGAGAACACGCUGAGGAUCUGUCAGACGACGCCGCUGGCGAGCAUCGAGGUGCACGGCAUCGGCAUGAUCGAGAAGCUCUACACCAUCGUGGAGAGCGCCAUCGCCGCGAUCCAGUACUGGGAGGCAGCCGAGGACGGGCAGGUCGGGACGGAUGGUGUUGGGGGCGCGGGCGGGAACCACGGCGUCGGCGGCUCGCGGCAGCACCACGCACACAACAUACACCACCGCAAGCCGCUGCUCAAGGGCUACCUGGAGCUGUUCAAGACCAUACGGGCGGGACAGCAUGUGUUCCUGACCAAGUACAACGCGCUGGUGGGCCAGGAGCUAGGCCUGAUUCUCGAAUAA